Messenger RNA from Musa acuminata AAA Group (dessert banana), 1711 nucleotides. Its product is annotated as transcription factor E2FB-like. Gene Ontology annotation, cellular component: RNA polymerase II transcription regulator complex. Gene Ontology annotation, molecular function: DNA-binding transcription factor activity, RNA polymerase II-specific; protein dimerization activity; RNA polymerase II cis-regulatory region sequence-specific DNA binding. Gene Ontology annotation, biological process: regulation of transcription by RNA polymerase II. The transcript is spliced from 14 exons. The coding region runs from base 136 to 1413 and encodes 425 amino acids. NCBI's taxonomy places the organism in Eukaryota, Viridiplantae, Streptophyta, Magnoliopsida, Zingiberales, Musaceae. The record is from RefSeq and is a predicted model, not a curated record.
UUGCUCCCGUCAAUCUCAAUUUUCCCUCUCUCCUCCCUCGCCCCUCGACGUCGUCUUCUCUAACUCUUUUUAUUCCCUUCUUUCAAAACCCUACCGCCUCCCCCCUUUCUCUACGCUCCUUCUCAUCGGAUCGCCAUGUCAAGCGCCGAGGACUCCGUCAAGCUCCCACCGCCACUGCUCCGCCGUUCCCACAUCGCCCUCCCGCCCUCCUCUCCCGCCGCGGCGGCCGCCAACCGCCGCUUUGCCUGCCCCUCCACCUCCGUAGAUCGCCCUCACCUGUUCCUCGGCCGAUCUCCACCAGGAGCCGCGGAAAACGAUAAGAUCCCUCCUCCCGACACCCCCAACAAAAAGGAAAUGCAUGAGGCAGAAAAGAAAGAUAUUCAGAGUGCUGAUGGAGCAAUCAAUCAGGCACUUAAGGAAGAAUUUAAUGGUAGUACAAUUCCAACUGGGUUGGGAAUUGCUAUUAAACGGCAAAGGAAAACCAAGCUAAAGAGUAAACAUCUUGAGCUGCAUACUUCAGGAUCAACUGAUGGUACCCAUUUAAAUCCUUUAGCUUCUAACAGCUGUCGUUAUGAUAGUUCUCUAGGCUUGCUAACAAAGAAAUUCAUUGAUCUGCUACAUAAAGCCAAGGAUGGGAGUCUUGAUUUGAACACUGCUGCAGAAACAUUGGAGGUUCAGAAGAGGAGGAUUUAUGACAUAACUAAUGUUCUUGAAGGAGUAGGAUUGAUUGAAAAGACUUUCAAGAAUAAAAUACGCUGGAAGGGAAUCGAUAUGUCAAGGCCAAAAGAAUUGGAUGAUCAAAUUGCUCGGUUGAAGGCCGAAGUCGAAGCUCUAUAUUCAGAAGAUUGCAGACUGGAUGAGAUGAUAAGAGAAAUACAAGAGAGUCUGUGGGUCUUCACUGAAGAUGAAAACCACAAAAAAGGGCUCUAUCUCACCAAAGAAGACAUUACCAGCAUUCCUUGCCUCCAGGAUGCUGUCCUUAUUGCAAUAAAAGCUCCGCAUGGGACAAGCGUCGAAGUUCCAGAUCCUGAUGAGGGCAUAGAUUUUCCACAAAGGCGGUAUCAAAUUUUCUUGAGAAGUUCGAUUGGUCCAAUUAAUUGUUUCCUAAUUAGUAAUCACAUGGACAGAAUUGGUGCUUCAAAUCAUAGCCCACAGGAAGCAGCAACAGAUUCGUGCAUUCAGAGUAGUUCCAGUAAUAAUGGUAUAUCUCUACAGUCCACAGAACAAGAUGCUGGUCAGGGAUAUGAGCGUGAAGACCGAGUUCCACCCAGGAUCCUCUUAGAUUCAAUAAUCUCCAAUGAUUGUAUGGGUGGCAUAGUAAAGAUUGUACCAUCAGAUGUUGAUAUAGAGGCUGAUUACUGGCUUUUUUCAGAUCUUAGAUCUAGCAUUACAGAUGCAUGGAGGACUGAAUAAUAAUGCGAACAGGAUUUCCUCUAGAUCAUCCUUACACUAUCUUAAAGGUCCGCUGCUGUCUCCAGAUCCAAAAAAGCAGAUUGGAGACUUGGGGGCUGCUCUCUUGUGCAUGGAUGGGGGAUGGCUUGCCUGUUUGUAUAGAGCAUCAAAGAUGGUGAAUCAAGGGGGAAACCCAAUGUCUUCUAGAAUGCUUAACAUCUUCCUUUUUGAUUACGAACAUUGUAGCUUUGUAUAUCUCAUAUGAUUCUUCCUAUUAAUUUUACAUUACUAACCGAAUAAAAAAUCCAUAGUUGUUUUA